AUGCCUGAAAAUGCUAACAAGAUUCCUGAUGUUGCUACAACACUACUUGAAGAUGCUAAUAUGGUUCCUCAAGUUGCCAGAAUUCUGCCUGAAGUUGCUAAAAUAAUUCCUGAAGUUGCUAGAAACCAGCCUGAAGAUGUUAAAAUGUUUCCCAAAGUUGCUAAAAUCAUUCCUGAAAUUGCUAAGAUCCUACCUGAAGAUGGUAAUAUGUUUCCUGAAGUUGCUAGAAUCCUACCUGAAGAUGCUAAAAUCAUUCACGAACUUGCUACUAGCAUUCCUUAG
This is a messenger RNA of Rotaria socialis, 282 nucleotides long. The record is from the annotation of a GenBank genome assembly. NCBI's taxonomy places the organism in Eukaryota, Metazoa, Rotifera, Eurotatoria, Philodinida, Philodinidae.